UGGUGAGGCAAUGGGGGUCCCUCUCAGAGUCCACCCUUCCUAAGAACGCCCAGCUUCUCCAAGGGCCGAGGACAGGGAGCACGGGCAGGGUCUCUUUGAGCAAGUUUCCACGGAAGCUCUGGGGUCUUGAAGGGGAAGAGGCUUCUAGGGCCAAGGGCUGUAUGUCCUCGGGUGGAGCCAAGUGGGAUGAGUCCUUCCUGGGUGUCCAGAAUGCGAAUAGUUGAAGAGAAUCAGGAAGUCGGUAGGGAGUUCCUGUGGGGUUUGCUGAGAUGCUGGAGAAAUGAGACCUCUGUUGGGGGCGUACAGUAGGUGGCACUGGUGUGGUCAGGAGAGCUGCUUAGAGAAGGAGGGCUUGUGGGGCGAGAAACCUGGCGGAGAUGAAGACAGGUCUGGAAGCAGUCAUGGAAGCCUGGAGGGCCGAGUGCAGGGCGGUGACCCAGGCCUCUGCUUCUUCUGUGACAGUGAGGAUGGCUCGGCCUCUGGAGCAGGCGGUGGCUGCCAUCGUGUGCACCUUCCAGGAAUAUGCGGGGCGCUGCGGGGACAAACACAAGCUCUGCCAGGCAGAGCUCAAGGAGCUGCUGCAGAAGGAGCUGCCCACCUGGAUGCCGACGGAGUUGCGGGAGUGUGACUACAAUAAAUUCAUGAGUCUCCUGGACACCAACAAGGAUUGCGAGGUGGACUUUGUGGAGUAUGUGCGCUCCCUUGCCUGCCUCUGCACCUACUGCCAUGACUACUUCAAGGACUGUCCCCCGGAGCCCCCCUGCUCCCAGUAGCCUCUGCUCCAGCGCUGCCCCCAAAGGUCUGCUCUGAUCUGCUCCAUCUCUGCGCUGAGGUGGCCCUGGGCAUGACCCCCACACACUCCUCCCCUCUCUCCUGCACCCUCUCCAUCAGGAGACCCCUAGCAUUGCCCCUGAUAGCUUAACCCAUUUUGCUCACGGUGGUGGGCACAUGAAGGGACCUGUCCCAGGACCACAGCGGGUGAUAUGUAGAGCAGCCACCCGCUGCCUCCCCACAGAGGCCCCCGAUGGGCGGAGGUGGGGAUCUGCUCUGAGGCUGUCCAGGCCCGGCAGAGUGUGUGCAUGAAUGAAACCACAACAGGAACAGGCCUGCUUAACUCCUAAUAAAGAACUGGUGUCGCUUG
Molecule: messenger RNA, 1141 nt
Organism: Myotis lucifugus (little brown bat)
Lineage: Eukaryota; Metazoa; Chordata; Mammalia; Chiroptera; Vespertilionidae
Gene: S100A3
Product: S100 calcium binding protein A3
Exons: 2
Coding region: 378-773 (131 amino acids)
Cellular component (GO): cytoplasm
Molecular function (GO): transition metal ion binding
Source: RefSeq, a predicted model, not a curated record